UUCUUUCGCGAGUUGUCAGCGCAGCCGGUCGCGGUUUUCAUUUUUCCGUCGCGGGUGUUGAUUUCUUUCCUCCCCGAGCAAAAUUCCAAGAGGAGGAGAAGGAAGACGGUUCGGUUCUCUGCGUUCUGUCGACUAAUCUGGACUAAUUACCUUCUUGCCGGGAUUAAGUCGGGCCAAUCGACGGGAAAAAAGUGCCACGUUAAUCAAUAGUUUUCGGGUCGGCGAUGACGAGCCGUGUUCCGGCCGCGAAAUACGGAGGAGGAGGCUGAAUCGGGAAUCUCUCUUGCCAAAGUGCUUCGUGUAGAUGCGCACGUGUGAGUGUGUGUGUGCGCCCCUGGAAGAACCUUGAGCGCUGUGUGUGCCAUCAAAGACGGAACGUCAAAAGUUAAGUUCUUUUUUGCCACUUGAGCAUCGGUUCCGGACUAAUCGAAGGCUAUCAUCAAAUUAAAGUUAGUUGUGAAGGGGAUGAAGUGGGAGGUUUCGUGGACGUAGAAUGAUAAAGCUGAAACAAGAGAAUCGACGGAACCUUUCGACAGUUUGAGAUAAGCAAGAGUGGGUCGCGAUGGGAGCGAUGGACGGGGCCGGAAACGGCGCCGAUGGGGUGACUCAUCUGAUGAAGCUGUCCAGUGCGCUGUUUUACGGGAUGGCCUCGUUCCUGAUCACCGUGGUCAACAAGACGGUGCUGACUUCGUACCAGUUUCCGUCGUUUCUGGUGCUGAGUUUGGGCCAGCUGGCCGCCAGCAUCGUAGUCCUGUUUCUGGGCAAACGCUUCAACAUAGUCAAGUUUCCCGACUUUAGCCGGGAUAUCCCGCGGAGAAUCUUCCCGCUGCCAUUGAUCUACCUAGGCAACAUGAUGUUUGGCCUCGGUGGAACGCAAGCCCUCAGUUUACCCAUGUUUGCCGCGCUCCGGCGAUUCUCCAUCCUUAUGACGAUGAUCCUGGAGCUGCGAAUCCUCGGCAUCCGGCCAACCACCGCCGUUCAGGUCAGCGUGUACUCCAUGGUCGGAGGCGCCCUCCUGGCGGCCAGCGAUGACCUCAGCUUUAACCUGCACGGGUACAUGUUCGUCAUGAUCACAAACGCCCUAACGGCGGCCAACGGAGUCUACAUGAAGAAAAAGCUCGACACCGCCGACAUGGGCAAGUACGGCCUCAUGUACUACAACUCCCUGUUCAUGUUCGUGCCGGCCCUCAUCGGCACCUGGGCUUGCGGCGACCUCGAUCGCGCCUUCGAGUUCCCCACCUGGGACGAUCCCUUCUUCGUCGCCCAGUUCCUGCUGUCCUGCGUGAUGGGCUUCAUCCUGUCCUACAGCACCAUCCUCUGCACCCAGUACAACUCCGCCCUCACCACCACGAUCGUCGGCUGCCUCAAGAACAUCAGCGUCACCUACAUCGGCAUGUUUAUCGGCGGCGACUACGUCUUCUCCUGGCUCAACAGCAUCGGCAUCAACAUCAGCGUGGCCGGCUCGCUGCUGUACGCGUACGUCACCUUCCGCAAGAAGACACCCGCGGCGACGUCCAGCGGUGGCGACGACCGGAAGCUGCUACUACCGUCGGCCAGCGGCCGUAUCGACAACGUGUGACGAAACAGCUGCGGCUGUUGAAUUUGAUUUCGCGAGAGCUGUGUUGGCUGUGACUGGCCCGAGAGGAAACCAAAGUGCGUGUGCGUGAGCGCGAUUGCGAGUGUUGAAGAUGUGUGCGAUAUAGAAGAUUUUUUACUGAGAAGAAAGCACUAUUUAAGUUCACCAUUAAGCCGAGUUUAGUUUAUUUUAGCAUGUAUUGGAUCAGUAAACGCGGAGUUCGGCGUCGACGGCGCCGAACUCGGAAGAAGUGAA
This is a messenger RNA of Culex pipiens pallens (northern house mosquito), 1831 nucleotides long. It is a transcript of the gene frc, whose product is annotated as UDP-sugar transporter UST74c. The record is from RefSeq and is a predicted model, not a curated record. Bases 563 to 1579 code for a protein of 338 amino acids. Gene Ontology annotation, cellular component: Golgi apparatus. Gene Ontology annotation, molecular function: GDP-fucose transmembrane transporter activity; antiporter activity. NCBI's taxonomy places the organism in Eukaryota, Metazoa, Arthropoda, Insecta, Diptera, Culicidae. The transcript has a single exon.